AUGGUUCAGCUCCGAUACGACGGAAAGGUGGCCAUUGUGACUGGAGCUGGUGGAGGUCUCGGAAAGACCUAUGCUCUCGAAUUGGCAAAGAGAGGGUGCAAAGUUGUUGUGAAUGAUUUGGGCGGUGAUCGACAUGGAACCUCGUCUUCGACAUCGAUGGCCGAUAAGGUAGUGCAAGAGAUCAAGGCAGCCGGUGGACAAGCCGUCGCCAACUAUGACUCGGUGGAGUUCGGAGAGAAAAUUGUGAAGACGGCGAUUGAUGCUUUUGGGAGAAUUGAUAUCGUCAUCAACAAUGCCGGCAUUCUCAGAGAUGUUUCGUUGUUGAAGAUGAAAGAUGUUGAUUGGGAUCUGAUCUUCCAAGUGCACGUGAAAGGCGCCUUCUCGGUGACCCGAGCCGCCUGGCCUUACAUGAGAGAUCAAAAGUACGGUCGUAUCAUUGUCACCUCCUCAAAUGCGGCUAUUUAUGGAAACUUUGGGCAGACAAACUAUUCGGCUGCGAAAUCAGCUUUAAUCGGUUUUGCGAACUCGUUGGCGAAAGAGGGAGAGAAGUACAAUAUCAAGGCGAACACGCUUGUGCCGACCGCUGGAUCGAGACUGACACAGACUGUGAUGCCCGAGGACCUUGUCAACGCGUUGAAGCCCGAGUACGUGACUCCGCUCACUCUCUACAUGGCACACGAGUCAUUCCCAGAGACCGGCAAAGUGUAUGAAGCUGGAGCUGGGUGGUAUGGACAAUUGUUGUACUAUCGAUCAAAUGGAAAAGUUGUCACUAAUGCCUCCGUUGAAGAUGUGGCCAACAAUUGGACGGCGAUCAGCGACAUGAAGAAUGCGCACAGUCUUUCGUACAUGAAAGAUGCCACCGCUCAUCUCAUGGACGCUCUCGCUGCUCAAGAGGAAGCGAAUGAGAAGGCCAACGCAUCGGGAGGAGCCUCAACCGGCACCUCAGUUGGCGGUGAUUUCCCAGCUAGCAUCCGCUCAUCGGCUUUGUUCAAAGAAAUGGCUGAAGGAGUGCGAAAAGAGCCGGAACUUGUCAAAAAUGUUAAAGCGAUCAUUCUCUACUCGAUCACCGAUGGGAAAAAUGAGAUCGGGAAAUUCACUCUUGACUUCAAAUCAAGCCCACCAUCAGUCUACUUUGGUGAUGUGAAGAAUGGUGAGAAAGCAACGACAACGGUUACAGUUUCGGAUAACGAUUUCUGUGAGAUUGGCGCCGGAACCUUGCAGCCACAAAAGGCAUUUAUGUCGGGAAAGCUGAAGGUGAAAGGAAAUGUGAUGCUUCUUCAAAAACUCCAAGGACUCACCGAAGCUCGCAAGAAGUCAAAAAUG
Messenger RNA from Mesorhabditis belari, 1323 nucleotides. The record is from the annotation of a GenBank genome assembly. NCBI's taxonomy places the organism in Eukaryota, Metazoa, Nematoda, Chromadorea, Rhabditida, Rhabditidae.